GUAUAUUGUCGGAUCAAAUAAAGAGCAGUCUGAGUACCGAAAACAUCAAUUUCGUCGUGAUAUUCAAGACAGCUUCGUCGUGUAGACCAUCAUGUAUCUUUAAAGUAUAAUAACACAAACAGCCAAAUAUUCAUUAGUAUUCGUGACAACUUGAACACUAUCUGUGUCAUGGAGGAAUGGAUCAAAUGAAUGUAAACAUAGGAAAUAAUGGCUGCAUGUGUACGUGACAAGGGGAACAUACGCAACGUUUGCCAACUUUGCGGCCAAGUGAAUAAUUUAAUGAUCUGUGCAGGUUGUAAAAGAACAUGGUAUUGUUGCAGGGAGCAUCAGAAAUAUGACUGGAAGUAUCAUAAGAAGAAGUGCAAAAAGCCAGAACAACCAUCAAACGAAAAACAAGAAUUGGGUCAAAAAACAAAAUCGUCUAUAAAUAGUAACGAAAUAUCAAUACCGGAGGGUUCCCCACGUGUGGAUGGGUUACGUGACAGUGAAGAUGUAAGUUUAAAAGUUGUUGACACUGACAAAACCAUGAGUGAAUUAAGAUCCUCGAAUUCUGCUGGAAAUGUUACCAGAUUAGAACAAUUGAAUUUGGAAGAAGAUAAACAAGUUACUGUUCCAAAAAAUGGCAAAAAUUCCUCAAAGGAAUUCUUCUUACAUUCAAAUAUUUCAGAGUUAAAACCUUUUACAUCAGAAUCUGUUCGACAAAAUAUUGCUAGACACUCUUCUAAGAAAAGAAAUAGUUCUGACAAAAUGCCGCCAACAACGGAGGAAGAGUUUGACACAAGCAAGACAUACUUUUCAGUACUUGAAACCAGGACUGAAAUGCUUGCAGACUAUGCAUGCAAUUGUUUAAAUCGUUAUGGCGUGUGUGUUAUUGACAAUUUUCUAGGAAAUGGAAAAGGACUUGAAAUUCAUGAACAAGUCCAAGACAUGCAUCGAAAAGGAUUAUUCACAGAAGGACAACUAAUGAACUCUGAACGUGGAAAUUCAAAUUUGAAACAUGUUAGAGGAGAUGUUUUAACUUGGGUUGAUGGUAGUGAGGAGGGGUGUGAAGACAUUGGAUUUCUUGUAUCCUCCAUGGAUGCUGUCAUUUUAAAGUGUGCUGGCAAAUUGACUAAUUGUAGUGUAAAUGGGAGGACAAAGGCAAUGGUUGCAUGUUAUCCUGGAAAUGGUACACAGUAUUUACGUCAUGUUGAUAAUCCAAAUGAUGAUGGAAGAUGUAUAACAUGUAUAUAUUACCUCAAUAAAAACUGGGAAGCUAAGAAAUAUGGUGGCCUGCUUAGAAUUUACCCUGAGGGUCAGGACAGGGUUGCUAGUAUUGAACCAGUGUUUGAUAGACUUUUAUUUUUCUGGUCAGAUCGACGGAACCCUCAUGAAGUAAUGAAAGCUUUUAAAACAAGAUAUGCAAUAACUGUAUGGUAUUAUGAUGCUGAUCAACGUGAAAAGGCAAUCAAGGGAUACAAAGGAGGUAUGAAGCCAGAGAUAGUUCCAUUACAUUCUCAUGAUCAAAGAUCUGUUAACUGUGACACUUAAGUCUUUGAGACUUUAAUUAUUUGUUACAUAUCAUUUCAAUUAUAAUUUUAAAGAUUGAUCAUUCCCAGGUGUUGCUUAAGUUUGUGGUUCUUAGUUAUAUAUGAUUGUUAAGAAUAUAUUAGAUGCAGUGUACUAUAUAAAUGUUAAGAGUAUAUUAGAUGCCCCAUUCUGUUCUAGGAAUAAACAUUGCUUUAACCAUAUUUUUUACGAUAUAUCAAUUUCUGUCUCUGCUAAAAAUCACAUAGUGCAUAUUUUGUCAGUUAGAUAAAAUCUACUUUGUCAGAUAAUAGUAUUUUGUGUAAAAAGUUGCUGUCAAUGUGACAAUAUAUGAUGAGGCCAAAAAAAUAAUACAUGUGUUUCAGCUAACCCUACCUAUCCUAAAUUUUAGUGCCUACCGUAACACUUUUUAUGCCAUUUUGGAACAAGCACUGUUAAAGUCUGACUGUUUCCUCUAGUAGUAACCAGCUAAACGUUAUCAGAAACACAUGUAUUAUUUUUUGGGGCCUUAAAGUACUAAAUAAUUUUUAAUAAAUAUAUUAUCAAUAUACCUCUCUGAUAAGAACUCUUGAUUGCUGAGGAUAUGAACAGAACAUGUCAACAAGUGGAAAUAAUUACAGAAGUGGCUGUGUGGACACAGAGAUGUGCCUGUCAUGCUAAUUUUGUAAUUAACCUUUCAGAAGUACUCUUUUAAUUUUGGGUACACAUGUACUUUUUGAUUUUAUUCACCUGAAAAUAUAUUUAACACUUUAAACAUGAUAAAAACUAUAGCAGAUCGUGUGCAAUUCACAAGUUAGACAAAGGUGUCAAGAAAUUUGUGUAAAUGUUAUCAGUUAUAUAAAGGAUCUUAAAAUAGGAAGUCAAUAGGUAGAACGUAUGUAGUGAUAUGUAUAUUUUUUAAAGGAAACAGUGACACUUGAAAACUUGAUUGCUUCAAAUUGAAAUCUAUUAAUAAGCAUGUAAGAUCUAACUAUGAGUUGUCAAAGUCAUUGUUUGAUUUCCAAGGUCAAAGAUGAAUUAUAGUAAAGGACAUUACCGGUAAUAGAAUUUGUUGUUAUUUUAGGUCCCUGUAUCUACUUGUGUUUUGUGUAUAUAUUCUAAAAUAACACACAUUUCUCAGGUAUAAACUCUUUAUAAUAUAUUCUAUAUAGUGCUUUGACAGAGCUUAAAUGAUAUCUUAUGAACAGUAGUUCUAUGUUUUCCAAUGGUGCUACAGAAAUAUUUCUCAUAGGAAAAAUAAAUAUCUUGCCUUCACAAUUCAACAGAGGUAUACCCAAAAUGGUUAUUUUUUUAUAUAUCACAAACAAAUUUUAAACCACUUUUAAUAAAGUGGAUUUCUGGUCUAUCAUUCAUCACAGAUUUUUCAAACUCGUGUAAAAGUACCGAUUUUUUAAAUGUAUGUUCAAUGAAAAAAAAACGCAGAUUCCUUGGAGUGAAUUCUGGAAAUGAGAAACUAGCAAUAAUAAUAAUUCUUUAUUUAAAGAGGGUUACACAGUUAGUUAUAAAGCUAAUCUUCCCUGAGGCCCUCAUGAAAUACAAUGACAUAUAACAAACAAUUACAACCUUCUGAAUGGUCUGCAAACCUCCCAACUGUGACUAUUUGCUGGGGAUUUCUUCAAUGGAGGCUCCCAAAUGGAUAUUUUGAAAGAACAAUAUUUGUCCACAAUUUAAAACAAAACAAUCCAUUUUAAUAGGAUAUAUUAUUGUUUAAGUAUGAAGAAGCAAAUAAACAAUGUUAAAAAAAAUUUGAAGACUCCUUUAAAGGUUUUUCAGAACUAUGAGCACCAUAUUGCAUGUAAAACCCUCAUGGCAUUUUGAAAAGUUGACAGGUAUGGGUCUGGUGUAAAUGCCUUAUAAAUUAAAUGAAAGGUGUCUAAUGUGUUAUUUGCGGUAUUUGUACAUGUUGUUCCUAAAAGUGCACAUGAUUUUAUUAAGAUUAUCUCUGUUCAAGGAUAGAAAUUUCUGUUAAAAAAUAUAUGCAUCAUGCAAGCUGUAAACAAUGAAGUGCUUAUUCUUUUCAUUUGAAUGUGCUUAUCUUCGUAAAUGUGUUCUUGCUCAUUUGCAUAUAUGUGAUGUUUACAUCAUCAUUUCAUGUUUUGUCUGAUAAAAUUUUUGUUAAAUUUAAUAAAAUAUGUAAAUGUU
Messenger RNA from Mytilus trossulus (common blue mussel), 3669 nucleotides. Its product is annotated as egl nine homolog 1-like. The record is from RefSeq and is a predicted model, not a curated record. Bases 208 to 1530 code for a protein of 440 amino acids. The transcript has 5 exons. Gene Ontology annotation, molecular function: ferrous iron binding; peptidyl-proline 4-dioxygenase activity; L-ascorbic acid binding. Lineage: Eukaryota; Metazoa; Mollusca; Bivalvia; Mytilida; Mytilidae. Gene Ontology annotation, biological process: peptidyl-proline hydroxylation to 4-hydroxy-L-proline; cellular response to hypoxia. Gene Ontology annotation, cellular component: nucleus; cytoplasm.